Messenger RNA from Anguilla rostrata (American eel), 5726 nucleotides. It is a transcript of the gene calcoco1a, whose product is annotated as calcium binding and coiled-coil domain 1a. The coding region runs from base 218 to 2176 and encodes 652 amino acids. The transcript is spliced from 15 exons. Gene Ontology annotation, molecular function: transcription coactivator activity. Gene Ontology annotation, biological process: positive regulation of transcription by RNA polymerase II. Lineage: Eukaryota; Metazoa; Chordata; Actinopteri; Anguilliformes; Anguillidae. The record is from RefSeq and is a predicted model, not a curated record.
ACCCACCACGCUGUCAUUACUGUGUUUUUGUUAUUGUUGUAUCUAGGUUCGGAAAAGGACUGUCAAGUUGAGGCAUAGCGGAUUGUCGACGCUGUGUAGAGUUUUCUUUUAUUUCCUUUUGAAACAGGUGGACUGCAGUUUCAUCUGAUAGAUUUCGUGAUUUUUAAAAAAGCUGCGAUCAACGCAAGAUCCUUGCAGAGGUGCAGGUGGUUGUGCCAUGGAUACAGCCAGGAAGGUGGAGUUUCGGAAUGUGGGGCGGAGCUACUUCCCCCAGAGCCGAGUGGAAUGCCAUUAUACCCUCAGCCCUCUGCACAGCUGGGCCAGCAGUGACUGGGUUGGCCUGUUUAAGGUGGGGUGGACUUCAGUGAGGAAUUACCACACCUUUGUGUGGGCCCUGGUUCCAGGAGGCUACAAAGAGGGAACCAGUGCUAACUGCUGCGUACACUUCCAAGCCUCGUACCUGCCCAGGCCUGGUCCGGAGGCGUAUCAGUUUGUGUAUGUGGACGCCAAGGGGACCCCGUGCGCUCACAGCUCCCCCUUCACCUUCUGCGCCCCCAAACCGAUGGAGGACCUGGUGACCCUGGAGGAGGAGCUGCAUGGGGAGGAGGAAGUGGGGGACCUGCUGAUGGUCAUACCCCGGGCUGAGCUCCUACAGAGCCGUCUACAGGAGUGCCUGCAGAAGAGAGCGGAGCUACUCCAGGCCCGGGAGGUGGCAGAGAGGGGGCAGGAGAGAGAGAAGGAGAAGAGAGCGAAGGAGAAGAAAGAGUGGGAGAGAGUGAGGGAGCAGCUGGAAGAGGACAUCCGAGAUCUGCAGGAGAGCCUGAGGCAGAGCAGAGAGACUGUGCAGGACCUGGAGAACAAACAGCAGGAGAUGCAGUCCUCUCAGGAGGCGGUGAUCACGGAGAACGAUGACCUAUUGGCCGAGAGAGCAGACAGCCAGCGGCAAAUCAGAGAGCUGGAGGAGGACAUCAAAGCCCUAACACACAGAGGGCUGGAGAAGGAGGCUGAACUGGAGAGGAUGAAGGAGAGGAUUAAGAAGAUGACUACUCAAAGGAAAGGGGAGGAUGAGGAGCGAAAAAGACUGCAGAGCAAGCUGGAGCAGACGGAGGAGGAGCUGCGCAGCCUGUCUGCAGAGUUUCAGAGCCUGCGCAGCUGCCUGGCCCAGAGAGACACGCAGAUCCUGCUGCUGAAAGACUGCAUCACCACCCUGACGCACAGACUCAACUCCGCGCAGAAGAAAGAGGCGGAGGGCGAGGCGGCCAUGUCGGAGCUGCGGGGCGUGCAGGAGAGGCUGAGCUCCAGCGAGCGGGUGGUGGAGGGCCUGAAGGCGGAGCUGAGCAGUCUGGCGGUGCAGAGGGACCGCGGGCAGACGGAGCUGCACCAGGCCCGCAUGCAGGCCGCCCAGCUCACCCUGCAGCUCGCCGAUGCCAGCCUGGCCCUGCGCGAGGGCCGCGCCAACUGGGCGCAGGAGAGAGAGACCCUGCAGCACAGCGCAGAGCUGGAACGAGAGCGGGUGGAGAAGCUGAUUGAGGAGGUGCAGCAGAAAGUGGAGUGGCUGCAGGAGGAGAAGAUGGAGAGAGAGAAGGUGGAGGUAGAGCUGGGAAGAGAGAAGGACUGUAACAGGGUGCAGAUGAGUGAGGUGCGCAGGGAGCUGCAGGAGCUGAAGACCGGUCUGCAGGUGUCUCAGAAGGAGAAGGAGCAGUUGAUGCUGAUGAAACAGGAGCUCAUGGAGUACAUUCGGCAGCUGGAGCAGAGAUUGGAUGCUGUGGCAGAUGCCAAGUGGAGCGAGUCAGCGUUCUCCUCCAGCCGUCCUGACAGCCCGCUGUCUGACUCUGAGGAUGAGAACCCAGAAGCCCUCCAGCCCACGCGUCCCCCCCGGCCCCUGGGGGCCUACGGCCUGUGUGACCCCCCCCACCCCGAUGCCCUGCUCCUGGCCACUCCACCACCGUCGCCACGAGAACUGACCCGGGGGGGCGUGGUUAUCAGCCAGCCUGCCCCUCUCUCCUCUCCACGACAACCGGGCACUGACACACUGACACACAGUUCAGAGUCGGAAGAAGAGGAGCAGGACACACCCAAGACCAGGGACCAGUACUCUGGGGAGGAGACUGCCGCACUACUGCCCCAAUACAACGACAUCAUCCUGAGGGAGCUGACUGACUCCCCUCUGUGGUGAGGAACAAAACUGCAGCUGCACAACCUGUGAUCACCAGCAGGAGGCGAUGGAAUGUUUCCACAACUCUUACAUUUGUAUACACCACACACACCCGUACACCUGCAUACAAUCAAUAUACAACAUACAGUGUGUAAACCUUCAGCCUCACUGAGCACAGUCAACAUUACCCACUGCCACACCCACACAAACACUAGCAUACUGUAAUAUAUGUACUGACAACACACAUCAACAGCUGUGCAGCCUUUUUUACGGAAAGACAUACUAGCAAAAUGUACUUGUUUUCCUGUGUGUGUGUGAGAGAGUAUGUGCAUGCACGUGUGUCUGUGUGUGCAUAUAUGCGUGUUUGUGUGUGUGUGAGAGAGUGCGUGCAUGUGUGUGAGUAUGUGCAUGCACGUGUGUCUGUGUGUGCAUAUAUGCGUGUUUGUGUGUGUGUGUGAGAGAGUGUGUGUGCAUGUGUGUGUCUCCCAUUUGAAUAAAGUUUUAACUGGUUUUAGAUUUGACUGCAGCCUGCACCUGCCUCUACAGUUAUAGAAACCUUCAUAAUUGCAAUAAGUAACAGUUGCUAUCACCAGCUCAGUGGUUUCCGUCACAUUCUCUAAGGGUUUGUGCUUUUUUUUAUCUGCACAUUUAAUUGUAUAAUCCUUUCUUGCUAUUCAUGCUUUGUGUAACCAUUUGAUUUUGAGAUCUAGUUCUUGAUCGUGAUGGGAGUCGUGGAGAGAAGUUGCCAGAGAACAGAAGGAAGGGGGGGGGGGGGUUGCGAAUCCGAGUGAAAGUAUGCAAUGAAAGAAGGACUUUGGAAACAGGACAGAGAAAGGAGGUACGCCUGAAGCUAUGCUUCAAGACUGAGGCUUCAGAAAACCUGUAAAGGGCGGGGCUACUGCGGGCUGUCACGUACUGACACGCGCGGUCCAAUGACGACUGCCGAAAGCUACUGUAGGGUGAAAACCAAUGAGCUUGUGGUAGUGCCCAUGCCCACGGUGGGGUUCUGCUGCCUCAGUCUCCUGUCUCAUAAAAGCCCCCUUUCUCUGGAUCUGUACUGUCAGUGUGGUGCACAGGACAGUGACGCUGUGGUCGAUGUCAUUUAAGGGGAUAGACGCGAUGUGGCCACGAACGGGUUCAGGCGGCAACGUUCAAAUGAUCUGCAACGUCGACUCGCCGUCCGGCUCUUGGGCCGGCUGGCCCCACAGGCCCCCAAACCCUCUUCGGAUUCCCAUUAACCCUUAGAGGUCAUUGGUGGGAAAAGAAAAACGUAAAACGAUGCCUCCACUAAAUCACUUCGGCACUUUUUAAAUGUUAUUGUUCGUGUGGGGACGUGCGUGCGGGGGCUGUUUGUGGAGAUCGGUGAGUAGGGCCCGUGCUGCAGUUAAGCUCGAUGUAAGUUCAUGGAGACUGGCAUCUUAACUGUAGACCCUGGCUGCGGUCGUAUAACGAGAGCUAUAACCUAGCGUAAUGAAAGUUAGGAUUCCGGUGGGAUACAAACAUUGAUUUUUAAACAAAUACAAAUUGUUCUGAAUACAUCACGACGGCGACAUUUAACUCGAAGCAAAAUGCCUUUGAAUGUGUUCCUUUUUCUGGGGCUGCUUUGCUCGAUAUACGGUGACUCAUAACGAUGGUGAUCACUCCGCUGCUCGAAAUGCGUGCCUCAUCGCACAAAAGCUAAAGAAAUUAGCACUAUGAAGCAAAGCUUGAGCAUGUAACGAAAAGACAUGAGAAACUGCAGUGGCAGGGCACAUUGGGUGGGUGACAGGGCACUUUGGUUGGGUCCUUUGAGUUGGCAUGAGGUUACAUCACCCCCACAGUAGGUACUCACCGGAGGUUUUCUGCUUGUCGUCAGUGAGCGAGUGAUUUGCCUGUACUUCCAUCAGUCCUUCUGUAGCGCCCGCUGUCGUUAGGAAUACAGACACCGUCUCGAGGGUGAGCUCAUCAGUGAGGUUCAUGCAAAACUGCAGUUCCAAACUGGAUAACAGAGGUUAACGGAUCCCAGCCCUUCCCCCCGUCCCACCCCCAAAAAUUAAAUACAAAAAUGAACUAAAUGAAAGGGAAAACUGAGGUUGCAGGUCAUUUCGGAGUUGCUGUAGCCUCGUCUUCAUUGGAGCGUCUCAACGUGACGCGUGUAACUGCCCGUGCGUCGCACUGAUAGCGGGAUGUGGCGGGUAACGUAGCAUUGCCAGAGCGUGAAUCACACGCGCACGGACUGAAUGGUGAAAAGGCUGCUCGUAAGGGUGCUGUGGAGUUUAGCACCAGAGGUUCUGUCAGGAAAAAAAAGCAUUACUGGGUUUUUGAGGGGAAGAUCUGUUUCACUUUCUUUUUUUUUUUUAGCAACUUACAUGAUGGUUUUUAUUGAGCUCGACAUUUACUGUACGUUGCUCCUAUUUUUACCGCUAGAAAAAUAUUUAUGUAUAAAAUCUUGGAUAAUUGCACAUUUAUGACUUCAUGUAGGCUGCUUGCAGAUUUAUAUACUGUUAUCUACUAGUUCUGUAGUGCAUAUAUUACUGUUCUGUUCAUUUCUGCAUUCUUAGGUUUCCUUCAUUUUAUUUGAUUUGUCUGUGUGUUGGCAGUUGUUUUUUUGAGUUUGUUUGCUUUUUCCUUUUUGAUUAUUGUAGCGGCUUUUCUGUUGAUCUCUCUCAGAGAAAAUACCAAAAUAGGUUUGUAGCAUCACGGGUGGUCCAACUGCUUUUUCUGAAUUCACAAAACAAAAAAACAAAAAAAAAACUCCCAUUUUCUGUUAAGAGACCACACAUUUUCGUGGCCCUACCAGUUUGACAGUGUGCGACUGCAUCCAGGAGAUAGCGUUAUUGGUGCUAUUAGAACAAACUGAAAGGAACAGGAAAACCCCUCAGUGCAGGUAGACCACCUCUGUGCAUAAAAAUAACUCCUCCUCGACACCCAGCCUGGUCGUUUCCGUCUGUGGCAAACAUGAUGGCUAUUCCUGCGACAUACUGAAACUGCGAGACAAGCCGAUUUGUCAUCCGCCCAUUUCAUCUUCGACUAUUAGUAUCUCAAAAGUUCCCUUUUCAUAACAGCCCCGGUACACCGUGAGCCAACAAAGUUUGCUAAUCAAGUUAUUGCAAUUUGAGGAAUUUAAUUCCUCAUUAUUAUCACAAGAGAAUAUUUAAUGUCAAUUUCUGUUCGUUAUAUUCGCUAAAAUGACACCGUGGAGGUAACUCAGAUCCGUAUGGAGUUCAGCAUUGGCCAUGCUGUGGACGGCGUACUUUUGUUUCUGCGUCGUCCUUUGCGCACUACUUCCCCGGGGUUCGGGAAAAGCUCCACGUUUGCCUUCACGGCUUUUUGGGUUUGCGGUGUCCCUUUAUCCGCACAGACGGGGGCGUUCCUUCGCUCCAGCGUUGAGGAGCACAGUACUGUAUCACAGAGGUGUGCUAGCCUGUAGCAGCCUGUUCAGCACAGCAGGGCCCUGCACAUUUUGGGUUUGUUUGUUUUUUUUUUUGACAGAGUAUACCUUGCUCUCCAAAAUGUAUUUUCUAAGCUCCAAUAUCCAAUACUGUGCAGUGUGGAGGGUAAGUCUCUGGAUUAAAAUACUAUCUAUGUAUCA